CCUCCGCAGUCAAAGAUUGAACAACAACGGUCAAGAAUGACGAAUGAAUAUUGAUCAUCAAGGUCCCAGAAUUCAAAGGACAAGAAACCAAGUCUGACUUUGUCACUAGAAUACUUUCAAAGAGCUCAAUAAGAAACCAACCCACCACAGAUUUGGCCUCAGGAGAACCAAGGAAAUCGUUCUGAUAAGUUGGGGAUUCAUGGAGGGAGUGAAGCUGCUCGGAACUUGGCCUAGUCCCUUCAGUUACAGAGUCAUAUGGGCUCUCAAGCUUAAGGGAGUGAAGUUCGAGUACGUGGAGGAAGAUCUCCUCAACAAGAGCGACGAAUUGUUGCGGUGCAAUCCGGUUCACAAGAAGAUCCCUGUGCUCAUCCACGGGGGGAGACCGGUUGCAGAGUCCGCUGUGAUACUGGAGUACAUCGAAGAGAGCUGGCCACAAAACCCUCUGCUUCCUCAGGAUCCUUACGAGAAGGCCGUGGCCCGGUUCUGGAUCAAAUUCAAUGAGGACAAGAUCCCGGUUUUCGUCAGAUUCUGUCGCGGCAGAAGGGAGCAACAGGAGGAGGCAACAAGAGAAGCCAAGGAAGUCCUGAAAACCAUUGAAGAACAUGCUCUUAAAGAGGAAGACAAGUUCUUUGCAGGGGACAAAAUUGGCUUGCAAGAUCUGGUCUUUGGAUGGUUAGCUUGGUUGCUUCAAGCCAUGGAAGAAGUAGUCGGCGUGAAAUUAUUGGAAGCCAGCGAAUAUCCUCGCCUGCACAGAUGGGCGCAGAGUUUCAGAGCGCAUGAUGUGAUCGGAAGCAACCUUCCUGAGCACGAUGCUACGGUUGCCUACUACAAGCGCGUCAGGGAGACCUUCAUCGCGUCUUCUACAUCAGCAGUGUAGACACGUGGACCGAGUCUGGAUGACAAUUUUUCACUUUCCCUGAGCAAGUUCUGCAAAUAAAUUUCCAGAGUCCCUGUGUGGAUUAACCUUAAGUGUAGUGAUGGUCCUCAAAUGUGAAUGUACGUGCUAUUUGAAUAAAGUGUCAGGUUGGUAUGUCGAAAACUUGAUAGACUGGAAGAUAAUGGAAUAAACAGAGGAAUUUGCAUAUUUGUCGCUCUUGAUGAGAUCCAUCAUCCAUGUAUCAUGUGCUUUCCAUAUCGAUUUGCGCUUAAUCCUUCUUGUUCACUAAUCCUUGAUGCUCUUUCUAAAGAAAGCUACGCAAUUAGUAACUCUCAGGGUCCACAUAAGCAAGAAAACUCCUGAAUGGCCUUGAAUAUUGAGGAUCUGCU
This is a messenger RNA of Rhodamnia argentea, 1266 nucleotides long. RefSeq names its product glutathione transferase GST 23-like. The transcript has 2 exons. Lineage: Eukaryota; Viridiplantae; Streptophyta; Magnoliopsida; Myrtales; Myrtaceae. Gene Ontology annotation, cellular component: cytoplasm. The record is from RefSeq and is a predicted model, not a curated record. Gene Ontology annotation, molecular function: glutathione transferase activity. Bases 200 to 877 code for a protein of 225 amino acids. Gene Ontology annotation, biological process: glutathione metabolic process.